AUGAAGCUGAUCCUUUCUCUGACUCUGAUCUGGGCGCUCUCCAGCACAGCUGGAGCACUUGUGUGUAAAACUUGCACAGAUCCACAGUGUUCAAGCACGAUACCACUAACGUGUUCCUCAGAGACAAUGUGUAUUACAGCUUCCAUUAGAGCUACUUCAUCUGGAACCCCAGGCCAGCAACUCUUCAAGGCUUGUGCAUCGUCCUCCCUGUGUCCAGCCGCAGGCUCUCAGACAUUUUCAGUCAACUUGGGAGUUGCGAGUGCACUUGCAUCUGCGACGUGCUGCAACACAGAUAACUGCAACUCAGUAACUCCACUAUGCCCUGCUACUCCAGCAGAUAACAGCCUAAAGUGUAACUAUUGUAACCCCAUGACCUCUCAAUGCACUAGUCCAUUACAAUGUAAGGGAUCGGAGGACCGCUGCUUUCAAGCGACUGUGACAGAUGGGUCCACAACAUCUCCGGCCUUUGGCUGUGCAUCUGCAAACCUGUGUGCAGCUGCUACCAGCCUGGGUAGCCUACCUUUCAUGCAAAAUGUUGGUAACAUUAGCAGCGGACCUUCCUGUUGUGGAACCAGUUUGUGUAAUACUGUCACAACAACUGCCGCCCCAACGACAACAACAACAACUGCCGCCCCAACAACAGUGGCAGCCAUGACAACUACAACUGCCGCAACAACAACUGCAGCCCCAACUACAGCUGCAGCACCAACAACAACUGCCACACCGACAACAACAACUGCUGUCCCAACAACAACUGCAGCACCAACGACAAUGGCCACACCGACAACAACAACUUCUGCCCCAACAACAACUGCAGCCCCAACAACAACUGCUGGCCCAACAACAACUACUGCUCAAACAACAACUGCCGCCCCAACAACAACUGCAGCCCUAACAACAACAACUGCUGCCCCAACAACAACUGCCGCCACAACAACAACUGCUGCAGAAACAACUACUGCCACCCCAACAACAUCUUCCUCCCCAACAACGACUGCCGCCCCUACAACAACAACAGUCCCAACUACAUCUGCAGCACCAACAACAACCGCCACACCGACAACAACAACAACUGAUGCCCCAACAUCAACUACUGCCCCAACUACAACUGCUGCCCCAACAACAACCGCCACUCCGACAACAACAACUGCUGCCCCAACAACAACAACUGCAGCCCCAACUACAUCUGCAGCACCAAUAAAAACCGCCACACCGACAACAACAACUGAUGCCCCGACUACAACUGCGGCCCCAACAACAACCGCCACACCGACAACAACAACUGCUGCACCAACAACAACAACUGCUGCCCCAACAACAACUGCCAUAACAACAACAACUGCUGCAGAAACAACGACUGCCACCCCAACAACAUCUGCCUCCCCAACAACAACCGCCACACCGACAACAACAACUGAUGCCCCAACAUCAACUGCUGCCCCAACUACACCUGCAGCACCAACAAAAACGGCCACUCCAACAACAACAACUGCUGCCCCAACAACAACAACUGCUGCCCAAACAAAAACUGCCGCCCCAACAACAACUGCAGCCCCAACAACAACCGCCAAAAUGACAACAACAACUGCUGCACCAACAACAACUGCUGCCCCAACACCAACAGCUGCUGCCACAAAAACGACUGCCGCCCCAACAACAACAACAGUCCCAACUACAUCUGCAGCACCAACAACAACCGCAACACCGACAACAACAACAACUGAUGCCCCAACAUCAACUACUGCCCCAACUACACCUGCAGCACCAACAACAACUGCUGCCCCAACAACAACUGCAGCCCCAACAACAACCGCCACACCGACAACAACAACUGCUGCCCCAACAACAACAACUGCUGCCCAAACAACAACCGCCACACUGACAACAACAACUGCUGCACAAACAACAACUGCCACACCGACAACAACAACUGCUGCCCCAACAACAACUGCCGCAACAACAACUAUUGCAGCCCCAACUACACCUGCAGCACCAACAACAACUGCCACCCCAACUACAACUGCAGAACCAACAACAACUGCAGCACCAACAACAACAGCUGCCGCCCCAACAACAACUUCUGCCCCAACAACAUCUGCGGCCCCAACAACAACUGCUACCCCAACAACAACAACUGCAGCCCCAACUACAUCUGCAGCACCAACAAAAACCGCCACACCGACAACAACAACAACUGAUGCCCCAACAUCAACUACUGCCCCAACUACAACUGCAGCCCCAACAACAACUGCCACACAGACAACAACAACUGCUGCCCCAACAACAACAACUGCUGCCCAAACAACAACCGCCACACCGACAACAACAACUGCUGCACCAACAACAACAACUGAAGCCCCGACUACAUCUGCAGCCCCAACAACAACCGCCACACCGACAACAACAACUGCUGCACCAACAACAACAACUGCUGCCCCAACAACAACUGCCGUAACAACGACAACUGCUGCAGAAACAACGACUGCCACCCCAACAACAUCUGCCUCCCCAACAACGACUGCCGCCCCAACAACAACAACAGUCCCAACUACAUCUGCAGCACCAACAACAACCGCCACACCGACAACAACAACAGCUGAUGCCCCAACAUCAACUGCUGCCCCAACUACACCUGCAGCACCAACAAAAACGGCCACUCCAACAACAUCAACUACUGCCCCAACUACAACUGCAGCCCCAACAACAACCGCCACACAGACAACAACAACUGCUGCACCAACAACAACAACUGCUGCCCCAACAACAACUGCCGUAACAACAACUGCUGCAGAAACAACGACUGCCACCCCAACAACAUCUGCCUCCCCAACAACGACUGCCGCCACAACAACAGUCCCAACUACAUCUGCAGCACCAACAACAACUGCCACACCGACAACAACAACUGCUGUCCCAACAACAACUGCAGCAGCAACGACAAUGUCCACACCGACAACAACAACAACUGAUGCCCCAACAUCAACUGCUGCCCCAACUACACCUGCAGCACCAACAAAAACGGCCACUCCAACAACAACAACUGCUGACCAAACAACAACUGCCGCCCCAACAACAACUGCAGCCCCAACAACAACCGCCACACUGACAACAACAACUGCUGCACCUACAACAACUGCUGCCCCAACACCAACAGCUGCUUCCACAACAACGACUGCCGCCCCAACAACAACAACAGUCCCAACUACAUCUGCAGCACCAACAACAACCGCAACACCGACAACAACAACAACUGAUGCCCCAACAUCAACUGCUGCCCCAACUACACCUGCAGCACCAACAACAACUGCUGCCGCAACAACAACUGCAGCCCCAACAACAACCGCCACACCGACAAAAACAACUGCUGCACCAACAACAACAGCUGCUGCCCCAAAAACAACUACAGCCCCAACAACAACUGCAGCCCCAAAUACAGCUGCAGCACCAACAACAACUGCCACAUCGACAAAGACAACUGCUGUCCCAACAACAACUGCAGCACCAACGACAAUGGCCACACCGACAACAACAACUGCUGGCCCAACAACAACUACUGCUCAAACAACAACUGCCGCCCCAACAACAACUGCAGCCCUAACAACAACAACUGCUGCCCCAACAACAACUGCCGCCACAACAACAACUGCUGCAGAAACAACUACUGCCACCCCAACAACAUCUUCCUCCCCAACAACGACUGCCGCCCCUACAACAACAACAGUCCCAACUACAUCUGCAGCACCAACAACAACCGCCACACCGACAACAACAACAACUGAUGCCCCAACAUCAACUACUGCCCCAACUACAACUGCCCCGACUACAACUGCGGCCCCAACAACAACUGCUACCCCAACAACAACAACUGCAGCCCCAACUACAUCUGCAGCACCAACAAAAACCGCCACACCGACAACAACAACAACUGAUGCCCCAACAUCAACUACUGCCCCAACUACAACUGCAGCCCCAACAACAACCGCCACACAGACAACAACAACUGCUGCCCCAACAACAACAACUGCUGCCCAAACAACAACCGCCACACCGACAACAACAACUGCUGCACCAACAACAACAACUGCAGCCCCGACUACAUCUGCAGCCCCAACAACAACUGCUGCAGAAACAACGACUGCCACCCCAACAACAUCUGCCUCCCCAACAACAACUGCUGCACCAACAACAACAACUGCUGCCCCAACAACAACUGCCGUAACAACGACAACUGCUGCAGAAACAACGACUGCCACCCCAACAACAUCUGCCUCCCCAACAACGACUGCCGCCCCAACAACAACAACAGUCCCAACUACAUCUGCAGCACCAACAACAACCGCCACACCGACAACAACAACAGCUGAUGCCCCAACAUCAACUGCUGCCCCAACUACACCUGCAGCACCAACAAAAACGGCCACUCCAACAACAUCAACUACUGCCCCAACUACAACUGCAGCCCCAACAACAACCGCCACACAGACAACAACAACUGCUGCACCAACAACAACAACUGCUGCCCCAACAACAACUGCCGUAACAACGACAACUGCUGCAGAAACAACGACUGCCACCCCAACAACAUCUGCCUCCCCAACAACGACUGCCGCCACAACAACAGUCCCAACUACAUCUGCAGCACCAACAACAACUGCCACACCGACAACAACAACUGCUGUCCCAACAACAACUGCAGCAGCAACGACAAUGUCCACACCGACAACAACAACAACUGAUGCCCCAACAUCAACUGCUGCCCCAACUACACCUGCAGCACCAACAAAAACGGCCACUCCAACAACAACAACUGCUGACCAAACAACAACUGCCGCCCCAACAACAACUGCAGCCCCAACAACAACCGCCACACUGACAACAACAACUGCUGCACCUACAACAACUGCUGCCCCAACACCAACAGCUGCUUCCACAACAACGACUGCCGCCCCAACAACAACAACAGUCCCAACUACAUCUGCAGCACCAACAACAACCGCAACACCGACAACAACAACAACUGAUGCCCCAACAUCAACUGCUGCCCCAACUACACCUACAGCACCAACAACAACUGCUGCCGCAACAACAACUGCAGCCCCAACAACAACCGCCACACUGACAACAACAACUGCUGCACAAACAACAACUGCCACACCGACAACAACAACUGCAGCCCCAACUACACCUGCAGCACCAACAACAACUGCCACCCCAAUUACAACUGCAGAACCAACAACAACUGCAGCACCAACAACAACAGCUGCCGCCCCAACAACAACUUCUGCCCCAACAACAACUGCAGCCCCAACAACGACUGCUGCCCCAACAACAACCGCCACACCGACAACAACAACUGCUGCUCAAACAACAACUGCGGCCCCAACAACAACUGCUGCCCCAACAACAACAACUGCAGCCCCAACUACAUCUACAGCACCAACAAAAACCGCCACACCGACAACAACAACAACAACUGAUGCCCCAACAUCAACUACUGCCCCAACUACAACUGCAGCCCCAACAACAACCGCCACACAGACAACAACAACUGCUGCACCAACAACAACAACUGCUGCCCCAACAACAACUGCCGUAACAACGACAACUGCUGCAGAAACAACGACUGCCACCCCAACAACAUCUGCCUCCCCAACAACGACUGCCGCCCCAACAACAACAACAGUCCCAACUACAUCUGCAGCACCAACAACAACCGCCACACUGACAACAACAACAACUGAUGCCCCAACAUCAACUGCUGCCCCAACUACACCUGCAGCACCAACAACAACUGCUGCCGCAACAACAACUGCAGCCCCAACAACAACCGCCACACUGACAACAACAACUGCUGCACAAACAACAACUGCCACACCGACAACAACAACUGCAGCCCCAACUACACCUGCAGCACCAACAACAACUGCCACCCCAAUUACAACUGCAGAACCAACAACAACUGCAGCACCAACAACAACAGCUGCCGCCCCAACAACAACUUCUGCCCCAACAACAACUGCAGCCCCAACAACGACUGCUGCCCCAACAACAACCGCCACACCGACAACAACAACUGCUGCUCAAACAACAACUGCGGCCCCAACAACAACUGCUGCCCCAACAACAACAACUGCAGCCCCAACUACAUCUACAGCACCAACAAAAACCGCCACACCGACAACAACAACAACAACUGAUGCCCCAACAUCAACUACUGCCCCAACUACAACUGCAGCCCCAACAACAACCGCCACACAGACAACAACAACUGCUGCCCCAACAACAUCAACUGGUGCCCAAACAACAACCGCCACACCGACAACAACAACUGCUGCACCAACAACAACAACUGCUGCCCCAACAACAACUGCCGUAACAACGACAACUGCUGCAGAAACAACGACUGCCACCCCAACAACAUCUGCCUCCCCAACAAUGACUGCCGCCCCAACAACAACAACAGUCCCAACUACAUCUGCAGCACCAACAACAACCGCCACACUGACAACAACAACAACUGAUGCCCCAACAUCAACUGCUGCCCCAACUACACCUGCAGCACCAACAAAAACGGCCACUCCAACAACAACAACUGCAGCCCCAACAACAAUUACCGCAACAACAACUGCAGCCCCAACUACAGCUGCAGCACCAACAACAACUGCCACACCGACAACAAUAACUGCUGUCCCAACAACAACUGCAGCACCAACGACAAUGUCCACACCGACAACAACAACUUCUGCCCCAACAACAACUGCAGCCCCAACAACAACUGCCGCCCCAACAACAACUGCCGCCCCAACAACAACUGCUGCUCAAACAACAACUGCGGCCCCAACAACAACUGCUGCCCCAACAACAACAACUGCAGCCCCAACUACAUCUGCAGCACCAACAACUGAUGCCCCAACAUCAACUGCUGCCCCGACUACAACUGCAGCCCCA
Molecule: messenger RNA, 6948 nt
Organism: Dicentrarchus labrax (European seabass)
Lineage: Eukaryota; Metazoa; Chordata; Actinopteri; Moronidae
Product: mucin-2-like
Exons: 6
Source: RefSeq, a predicted model, not a curated record